GGCAGAGGUCUAUUGCUGGCAGUUCGGAAAGACGGAGAUAAAACGACCCAGCCAGAAUUGACAGGAGCUGCAAAAGCAUUUGAUACCAAGACUAAUGGACGACUAUCAGAGUUACUAAAAACAGCUCCCGGCUUUAAUAAAGGUGCAGGAAGUCUUUUUUACGGAUUGGACGAGGAUUAUCCAGCAGUCUACGUUGCUAAUAUUGAAAGCUCAAAUGAAAAUUCCGAAUCGCUUGAAAAUAUUGAUGAAGAGAAGGAAAAUAUCCGUACUGGAAUAGCAGGUGGAGUAAAGCAACUAAAAUCACUGGAAUUAUCUACUAUUGAAGUGGAUCCGUGCUGGGAUGCAAAAGCUGCUGCUGAAGGCGCCUAUCUAGCUAAUUAUGACUUUAAUGAUUUAAAAUCGGAUCAAGAAAAGAAAUGCAAAGUUGAAUUACUCUUGACACAUUUUAUGAAGGAUGAUCAAUUAAUAUCAAAAGACUGGGGUUUUGGUUCGAUUCUGGCGGAGAGUCAAAAUUUUGCUCGACGCUUAAUGGAUUCACCAUCAAAUUUAAUGACCCCAACCAUCUUUGCUUCUACCGUUGAAAAGACCAUGGCAGGAUUUAAUAAUAUUACCAUUACAUCUUACGAUAAAGAAUGGGCUGAAGAAAAUAAUAUGCGUGCAUUUCUUGGAGUCUCUCAGGGGUCAUGUGAACCUCCAGUUUUUCUAGUCGUGAAUUACCGUGGAAAUCAAAGUACCGAAAAGCACGCUUUGGCAAUUGUUGGAAAAGUUAUAAAUUUGUACUAUUGUAGUGGUGGGAUUAGUAUUAAACCUGCCGCCAAUAUGGACAUGAUGAAAGCAGAUAUGGGCGGCGCGGCUGUCACGAUUGGAACAUUGUACGCGGCUUCAAAGCUUAAUUUACCUCUCAAUAUAAUUGGUGUCAUUCCGUUGUGUGAAAAUAUGCCUUCUGGAAGUGCAGUAAAACCUGGCGAUGUUCUAACAGCUAUGAGCGGAAAAACAAUUCAGGUGGAUAAUACCGAUGCAGAGGGACGAUUAAUUCUUGCCGACGCUUUGCACUUUGUUCAUCAAUUUAAUCCUGAAACUUUGAUAGACAUUGCAACUUUAACCGGAGCUAUGGCGGUGGCAACAGGAGCAGGUGCUGCAGGUGUUUUUACAAAUUCAAAGAAAUUAUGGCAAGAAUUAUAUGAGUGUAGCUGGAAAAGUGGUGACCGUUUAUGGCAGAUGCCGUUGUAUGAUCUAUAUUCUAAACAAAUUAAAUCUAAUGUCGCCGAUAUCAGAAAUAUUGGGAAAGCAGGAGGGAUUGGUGGAGCUUGCACAGCAGCAGCAUUUCUAAAGGAAUUUGUUUCAAACUCUCGCUGGGCACAUCUCGAUAUAGCUGGUGUCAUGUCUUCAGAAGGCGAUUACCCGGCUUAUCUACGCAAUGGGAUGACAGGUCGUCCUACACGCACUCUAGUAGAAUUUGCAAGACUUUUAUCGUCGUCAUAG
This is a messenger RNA of Trichoplax adhaerens, 1482 nucleotides long. RefSeq lists its product as uncharacterized. Gene Ontology annotation, cellular component: cytoplasm. Gene Ontology annotation, molecular function: manganese ion binding; metalloaminopeptidase activity. Gene Ontology annotation, biological process: proteolysis. The annotation marks the transcript as partial. NCBI's taxonomy places the organism in Eukaryota, Metazoa, Placozoa, Uniplacotomia, Trichoplacea, Trichoplacidae. The record is from RefSeq and is a predicted model, not a curated record. The transcript has 14 exons.